Linum trigynum is the source of this 1411-nucleotide messenger RNA. Lineage: Eukaryota; Viridiplantae; Streptophyta; Magnoliopsida; Malpighiales; Linaceae. The record is from the annotation of a GenBank genome assembly.
CUCCAGACGCUGUCCCUUCCCAGCUUCUGUAGUGGAACUCGGGAAAAGAAACAGAGAAAGAGAAGUAACGGAGGAGGAAGAUGAAAAGGAGAAGCUGACCGGAAGAAGGGUUGAGCCAUUUUCAUCUGUUGAUGGAGGUAUUCCUCCAUUAAACUUGAUGUAAUUUCCUGAAAUUGGAAGUUAGGGCUCUUGGGCGAAGUUUUGGUGGUUAGAAUUUGAGAUGAAGAAAGAUGGUUUAGUGUUCUAUCAUCAGUAUUUAAGGUUUCCCAUCUCCAGCCGAUCAUGAAUGCUUUCCGUUUCCAUAAGCUUUCUGUCUUUGAUUGUGUGAUGAAUGUUCGUUCAAAAUUUCUCAACUGUGUGGCCAUAUAAGCAUCUCGAUUAUGUGUUCCUUGAGGUGUGUAAUGUCGUCAUGUCGUGCCUGACUGACACUUUCCCUUUAGGUGUUCGAUAGAAGGCUGGACUGGAUGUAGAUGAACCCAUACAUUAGUUUCGCUUGUUGUUAGUAACAGGCAGGUUCAGGGGAGUAAGAUAAAGAGUGAACAAUUGGGAAGCAUGGAUGCCGCCAUUCAUCUAAAAGACAUUGUCCCUGCCGCUCAGAACAACAUAACCACAAUGUUCAUAUUGUUGGAGAAAAGCAGAAUUAAGAUAAAAGGGGAAAGCAAGACGUGCAUGGCGCUGGUGGCUGAUGAGACUGCGGCCGUGCACUUGGAGCUAUGGGGCGAGGACUGUGAUGCUUUUGAGGCUGGAGACAUUAUCAGAUUGGAGAAGGGGAUCUUCUCCAAUAGCGGGGACGGCAACAAGAUGAAUCUGAAGGCAGGGAGGAGGGGAAGGAUAAAGAAGAUGGGGGAAUUUACGAUGGCGUUUGUGGAGACGCCCAACAUGAGUGAACUUCAAUGGGUGGUUGAUCCCAACAAUCCGAAAAAGUACAUCCAGCUAGCUGUUCUGUCUCCCCAUUCGCGAGUAUUCCCUCCUCUGCCUUAGCUCUCGGCUGUGUUACUUCUACAUUGGUUUGUGAAGAAUAACAUGCAGUCUCUUGGUAUAUUGAAAUUUUCGAGAAAAGGGAUCACUUUAUGUGAUUCGGGUGGUCUUUUCUGAACUCAAAAUGCAGACUCAAGGCAAGGGACGCAGCAAGCCCAAUCUGGCAUUUGAUCUGUUGUAGUAAAAUUCAUCAAUAACCCUAUCUGUUUUUGCCAUCGCUUACAAGCGCCGCCACCAUUGAAGGCCGCCAAGCCGCAUAGUUCAACUCAUUAAGGGUAAAUGAAUGAAGAAUUCUCGUGAAAGAUCCAGUGAUGGUCAUGGUAGUGGCGGUAGCUGGACUGACUAAGUGCGUGUUUUGGUUCUUCUAUCUCGAUUCAGUCAUGGGUUCUAGACCGAAUCAAACCGUUGCACGUAAUAUAUGAAACUAAAAUAA